AUUUGUGAUUUGACGGACGCACAUGUUUUGUGAAAAUGUCUGCAAUUAACGAGGAAUUAAUUGCAGCAAUAUUUAAAAAACCCUGUUUAUGGGACCAGCAAAACAAACUCUUCCACAAUAGGCAAAUAAAUAACCGAAAUUGGAACGAAAUUUCAAACGAAUUGAAUGUUGAUGCUAUGGUUUUGAAAAAAAAAAAAUGGAAACAAUUGAGGGACACGUUUCGAGCUGAAUUAAGGAAAUGUCCACCGGACCGGUCAGGCGACGCUGGACCUCAUUCAGUCAACGAGAAGUGUUCUCAAUGGAGUCAUUUCGAAUCUAUGAUGUUUAUAAAGGACCAGAUAAAGUGCCGCCAGUCUUCCGGAAAUUUAAGUCGCCAAAAAAACAAUGAAGUACAAGAUAUGAACAUUAAUAUUGACGAAGAUGUUAAUAAUGUAGAUAUAGAGGCGCCGCAAUAUGAGGAAAAUGAGUACGUUUGA
Molecule: messenger RNA, 476 nt
Organism: Anastrepha ludens (Mexican fruit fly)
Lineage: Eukaryota; Metazoa; Arthropoda; Insecta; Diptera; Tephritidae
Exons: 2
Coding region: 36-476 (146 amino acids)
Biological process (GO): regulation of transcription by RNA polymerase II
Cellular component (GO): nucleus; transcription regulator complex
Source: RefSeq, a predicted model, not a curated record